GCCACUAAGCUAAGGGAAGAAGUGCCAGCUGUGUUGUUGUUGUUUUUUUCUUCUCACUCUCAGAGCUAGCAGCUUGGCUAAAUUUGUGUCUGAAAAUGUUCCUCCAAAGUCCAAUAAAGACGCACUUAGAGUAAAAGCUGUGUCUUCGCCAGUUUGUGACGUGCUGCCGGUGGACGGUCAGACACGGAGCGGGUGUUAGCAUGUGGACAUUAGCCGGUGAAGUUUGACGAUGAUUCUUGUGUCUUUAUGCUUUUAUUGGAUUUAAUAAAUGUCCUGAACAUGGACACAGAAACGAUCGUCAUCCGGAUAAAGACGCCGUCUGGAGACAUGGAUUCAUCCGUGGACUGUCCGUCUCUGCUCAACUUUAACGACCUACUGGCUGCUAUCAGAGAUGUCAUGCCUGAAACCACUGUCACUGCUUUUGAAUAUGAGGAUGAGGUUGGUGACAGAAUCACUGUGAGAAGUGAUGAAGAGCUCAAAGCCAUGUUGUCAUAUUACUGCAACACGGUGAAUGAACAGCGUGUUAAUGGACUGCUGCCAGAACCUCUUCAGAUAUUUCCACGAGCCGGCAAGACUCCAGGGAUCCGGAACAUACAUGGCCUGAAGGUGAAUACGCGACCAAACCCAGCCGGUGACUGCGCACACGCUGUCCCAGACGCCACCACCAACCACAGCUUAAAAAAAUCUUCAGCUGAGCUGAAGAGGAUUCUGACAAAUGGUCAGAUAAAUGCCCAAGAUAUACACUAUCAGGAGCAACUCGGCCAUGGGAACGGAGGUACAGUUUACAAAGCGUACCAUCUUCUCAGCAAGAGGGUUUUAGCUGUCAAGGUCAUUCCUCUGGACAUCACAGUGGAACUACAGAAGCAGAUCAUGUCAGAGUUAGAAAUUCUCUACAAGUGCGAUUCGCCCUACAUCAUCACUUUCUUCAGCGCCUUUUUUGUUGAGAACAGGAUAUCCAUAUGCACAGAAUUUAUGGACGGUGGUUCUCUGGAUGUGUACAAAAGAAUCCCUGAACAUGUGCUGGGCCGGAUUGCCGUGGCGGUAGUCAAAGGCCUGACGUAUCUGUGGAGCCUGAAGAUACUUCACAGAGAUGUCAAACCUUCCAAUAUGCUGGUGAACACCCGAGGACAAGUCAAGCUCUGCGACUUUGGUGUCAGCACGCAGCUGGUGAAUUCUAUCGCCAAAACCUACGUGGGAACUAACGCGUACAUGGCACCUGAGAGGAUAUCCGGGGAACAGUACGGCAUCCACGCCGACGUCUGGAGUGUUGGCAUCUCUUUUAUGGAGUUGGCACUCGGUAUGUUCCCAUAUCCACAGAUUCAGAAAAACCAGGGAUCUUUAAUGCCUCUACAGUUACUGCAAUGCAUCGUUGAUGAGGAUCCGCCUGUUCUUCCCGUCGGUCAGUUCAGUGAGACGUUUGUUCACUUCGUCACUCAGUGUAUGAGACGAAAACCCAAAGAGCGCCCUGCCCCAAAUAACCUCAUGGAUCAUUCCUUCAUCGUGCAGUAUAACGACGGGAAUGCAGAGGUGGUGUCCAUGUGGGUGUGUCGCUGUUUGGAGGAGAGACGAGCUCAGCAAGGGCACCUGUGACCGCCGUGCACGUGCACUGUUCCGCAGAGGGACAAAGAACAAACUGUGACAUGCUCUCAGCUUUCAGUGACGCAGAGAAAAGAACGUAUCUGCUUACUGACGUGUAACCCCACCCCCACCCCCCAGGCUGUUUAAUGCUCUUCGUGCUUCAUGAUGAGUCAAAACUUCAAAGAAAAAUCAGAAAUUUUAAUUUUAAAAAAAGCCCUUUAAUCUUGAAGUGAAAA
This is a messenger RNA of Thalassophryne amazonica, 1814 nucleotides long. It is a transcript of the gene map2k5, whose product is annotated as mitogen-activated protein kinase kinase 5. The record is from RefSeq and is a predicted model, not a curated record. The transcript has 22 exons. Lineage: Eukaryota; Metazoa; Chordata; Actinopteri; Batrachoidiformes; Batrachoididae. Gene Ontology annotation, molecular function: ATP binding; protein kinase activity; protein binding. Bases 247 to 1590 code for a protein of 447 amino acids. Gene Ontology annotation, biological process: protein phosphorylation.